CACGUAACGAAUUCAACCAUAUGUUGUGAGCAACUGUGAGCAGCUGUGUCAGUUUCAUUCUAGCCGCGGUUCCGUACACCCACUCGGUUAGUCUUCGCGCCGAAGGAGAGAAUGCUUUGCAGAAAUGGAUUUCCAUUAUCAAUUAGGAACUGUUUCUUGGUUUUCCUGGCGGUGUCUUUGGCCCUGCUGUGCUUUCUGGUUCACUUCCCCAAGAACUCCUAUCAACCUAAUCUCCAGAGGAUAAAGCCGCCAAUGCCCGAAACCAUCCAGCUAAAGGAUUCGAUAUUCAAAAAAAACUGUUACAGCUAUUCUAAUAUCGUUGCAACCAAUAUGUGUUGCAAGAUGUUGAAGUAUGAUUUCCCACUCAUUGAGAAAUGUUUGAAAACUUUCAAUGUGACACGGAAUAUUCCAAAACCUACAGAAAAUUCUCAAAAUUUGAACUCCACCUCAAAAGAAAUCAUCCACAUAGUUUUGAUUGGAGACUCUCACAUGCGGUACCUGUUCAGUGCUGUGUCCCUCCGGCUUGCUAGCCCAGACCUACGAUACAGAAAGAAAGAGAGCAAGAAAUGGAGUUACGGAACGACUGCCCUGAAGAAGAUGAGAAACCAGCACUUGGUUACCACACUCGAGACGAAGCACUUAACACUUCCCAUCCGUGUCACCUACCACACGGAUUUUUUCCUUGAAGGGUUACCGCGCAUCAUGGACCUCUGGGAGAAGGGGAAAGAAAUCAAGCCAACUGCCAUUUUCAUGGACUCUGGUCUUCACUUCAUGACAAAGCGCCCCGACUUAAAGGCUAUCCCAUAUGAGAAAUCACUCAUUAAGCUGAAGCCUUAUUUCACCCGACUAGCCGCCACUGUGCCUGUCUAUUACAAACUCACUGAUGAUCUGCAGGCCGCCAGGCACCAGACGCACAAGAUGAGCCGCAACCUCACCAAGCUGUACAACGAAAUCGCUGUCCGGGAACUCCAGGGAACCGGCGUGACCGUGUGGGACAGUACCAUACCCUUAUCCGCCCAGUACAACGACGCCUGUGCGAAAAAGAAUCGAAAUACACCUCCGCUCUUCAGGUGGAAAUGCAACGACGCUCGACACCUAGGCUACAUCGUGGUGGACCAAUUUGCUAAUAUGGUGUACAACGCUCUCUGUAACAAAUAUCUGGACCGCGAGGGAGAUUACUGUGGUCUGGAGGAAAGGCGUGUGGUGGAUGGCCUAUAAGAUUUAUGUUGAUGUUUAAAGGGGGAUUUUUUAUACUGGAUAGUGACGAUUAUCCGGUGUAAAUGUGUCGUGGGGAAAGCCUGUAUCUUCAAUUGGGGAUAUUUGUUGAUUUAACAUUAACAUAAAAUUCUUAUAUUACAGCCGUCAACAGGCCACACCUAUUGUGUAUCAAACACACGUUAUAAAAAUGUAUAUGUAUAUUUUGUUCAGUCAAUAAAUGUUGUUAUAUA
Messenger RNA from Penaeus chinensis, 1448 nucleotides. RefSeq lists its product as uncharacterized. The record is from RefSeq and is a predicted model, not a curated record. Bases 112 to 1218 code for a protein of 368 amino acids. NCBI's taxonomy places the organism in Eukaryota, Metazoa, Arthropoda, Malacostraca, Decapoda, Penaeidae. The transcript is spliced from 6 exons.